CUCCCAAACCCAUCUCUGUCGCACGAUUUCCACGUCACAGUACCGCGCAGACCGGAAGCAACAGAUCUUUCCAGAAAAUACUUCUGAGCUGAAGCAACGAGUAUAGUAUAGUGCGGCGGGUUCUCUGGCAAGCUUAGCUCACAUUUUCAACAGGACCAAAGUUGACAUUUUUCUUUUUUUUUCACGUUAUUUCCAUUUCGUGUGCCGUUGUUGCGUGGACUUCCCGCGGAAAGAGAAGGAGCGAGAAGAUGACGUCCAGGACUAUUGAUUACAGUGUGUGGGACCACAUCGAAGUAUCGGAUGACGAGGAUGAGACUCACCCCAAUAUCGACACGCCGAGCCUCUUCCGAUGGAGGCAUCAGGCGCGUGUGGAGAAACAGGUGGCCUUCGAGGAGAAAGGAGAGGAGCUGGAGAGGAACAUGGCAGAGUGUAAGAGAUGUCUGGAAGAGGUGCAGUACAGAGUGAAGGAGUUAGAGGAGGAAGGAAAGAAGGAGGGAGAGGAGGAGAGGAAGACGGCGCUGAGCAAGGCCCAGGCCGAGGAGAAGAAAUACAGAAAGGAUCAACGCUUGUGGGAGAAGAAGAUGGAGGAACACCGGAGAGAGGAGAAAAAGAUGCCUUGGAACGUUGACACGCUCAGCAAAGAGGGAUUCAGCAAGUGUCCACUGUCUUGUCCACUGAAAUAUAGAUACACCACUCCCUCAACAAGAGGGCUUCAGCCAGGGAUGCUUCGGCGUUGGGAGGACAGUCAGAAGUACCUGUCUGACCACCCUUACCUGGUGUGUGAAGAGACGGCUAACUUCCUGGUCAUCAUGUGUAUCGACCUGGAGGUGGAUGAGGUGGAGGAGGUGAGGGGGGGUGACUUCCUGGUUAUCAUGUGUAUCGACCUGGAGGUGGAGGAGAAACAUGGUUUGAUGGAUCAGACUGCUGACCAGCCCUAUCAGGAGGCCUUUACUGAUGAGCUGGAGUCCUUUAAAGAGAGAGUUCGAGGCAGAGCUAAGAUCAGGAUACAAAAGGCUAUGGAGGAGUAUGAGGAGGAGGAGAGACAGAACAGACUGGGGCCAGGUGGACUGGACCCUGUGGAUGUCUACGAUACUCUGCCAGAGGAAAUGAAGAAGUGUUUUGAUGAUAAAGACAUCUCAAUGCUGCAGGAAGCUAUCAGCAAGAUGGACCCCAUGGAGGCAAAGGGCCACAUGAAGAGGUGUAUUGACUCAGGACUCUGGGUUCCCAACGCCAAUACCGACAACGAAGAGGACAAAGAAGAAGACGAGGAAGAGGACAAAGAAGAUGAGGAAGAGGCAGAGAAGGAGGGAGAGGCGGAGGAGGAGAAAUGACUCUGUCAUGAAUUGAACCCUUCCUUUAGACUUUUGACCUUUUCAGACCUAGCUACACCCUUUACUAGCGUUAGCUUGUCUUAUUGAAAACAUGCUGUGAAGAUGCUAACUUCCCUAGCGUUAAUUGGGCUAGUAUCGCUAGCAUUAGCCUGACCCAUUGAAAACCUGCACCGGGCCAGUAUUUACAAAGAGUCAGCUCUAGGAUCAGAUUCCCCUCUCCAAUCCUGACGU
This is a messenger RNA of Oncorhynchus gorbuscha (pink salmon), 1562 nucleotides long. RefSeq names its product hsp90 co-chaperone Cdc37-like. Gene Ontology annotation, molecular function: heat shock protein binding; protein kinase binding; protein-folding chaperone binding. The transcript is spliced from 10 exons. Gene Ontology annotation, biological process: protein stabilization; protein folding. The record is from RefSeq and is a predicted model, not a curated record. Gene Ontology annotation, cellular component: cytoplasm. The coding region runs from base 249 to 1331 and encodes 360 amino acids. NCBI's taxonomy places the organism in Eukaryota, Metazoa, Chordata, Actinopteri, Salmoniformes, Salmonidae.